GGAGUGCUAGUGUUGUUCUAUGUUCUAACCGUAGUCGUAUAUGUUAUACCGUCCGUCUUUAUCAACUUAUUCAUUGAUUAUACAGUGAACGAAAAAGUUAAAAAGGAUGUCUCGGCCGAAAACAGGACCUCAAGAUUUACCUCCUAAGGGAGGAUAUGCUCCUUUCAAUAUCAAACGAAUCAAGCUACGUACUUUUCUAACAGGUCGUAUGGGUGUGGGAUUAUUUGUUGUUACCAAUAUCGUCUCACUUCCACUAUACUGUAAAAAUUGGGUAAAGGAUCGAAAAACAAUGCUUGAAACGAAAAGUCGAGAACUAGCAACAGUGCCCAUCUUGAUGGCAGAAAAAGAUAGACUGAUGUUAAAACAUCAGAAACGAAUGAGAGAAUUAGAAGCCGAUGUAAUGAAGGAUUUCCCAUUUUGGGAAGUGGGCACAUUUUUUGGAACGCCGAUAUACGAAAGUGUCCCAGAAGAUACGUAUAUUGAACCACUUUUCGGUGAAUGUUACAUAUAUACAGAUCCUGCCGACUUCCCAAUUAUGCAAUAUUCACAUCUGAUCACGUAAACUUUGCAUUAUGAGGUUGAUACGUAAGAUGGUAUGUUGUAUUACAUUAAAUAUAAUUAAUAAAGUCAUAUUACAAAUACACGAAAUCGUUGUGUUCUUGUCUUGUAUACUAUAGCGAAAGCUGUUUAGAUCGUAAUCUUUAUCAUACGAUCAUAGUGGAAAUGGAGUAAUUAUUACGUAGAAUUUCGAUUAAAAUUCGAAGGUAGUUUGCGAGAAAUUAAAUAUUAUUCAUUAUUCGGGCGAUUGGUUCGAUCGAUCGCGUAAAAGUUGUAAAUCUUAAUACAUGCGUUUCUUAGAAGAAAAAAAAAAAAAAAAAAAAAAAAAAAAAGAAAGAAAAAGAAAAAAAAAAGAAAA
Messenger RNA from Bombus pascuorum, 916 nucleotides. It is a transcript of the gene ND-B16.6, whose product is annotated as NADH dehydrogenase [ubiquinone] 1 alpha subcomplex subunit 13. The transcript has 3 exons. The record is from RefSeq and is a predicted model, not a curated record. Lineage: Eukaryota; Metazoa; Arthropoda; Insecta; Hymenoptera; Apidae. The coding region runs from base 107 to 562 and encodes 151 amino acids.